Perca fluviatilis (European perch) is the source of this 7290-nucleotide messenger RNA. RefSeq names its product hook microtubule-tethering protein 3 (gene hook3). Gene Ontology annotation, cellular component: centrosome; cytoplasm. Gene Ontology annotation, biological process: cytoskeleton-dependent intracellular transport; cytoplasmic microtubule organization. The record is from RefSeq and is a predicted model, not a curated record. Gene Ontology annotation, molecular function: microtubule binding; dynein light intermediate chain binding. The coding region runs from base 127 to 2358 and encodes 743 amino acids. Lineage: Eukaryota; Metazoa; Chordata; Actinopteri; Perciformes; Percidae. The transcript is spliced from 26 exons.
CGGACUGGCGAAGCGGCGAACCCGACUGUGAGACACCCAGAGAGCAAGAGAUCUCGGGAGUACAUGAAGCCGACUGUUAACUCCAGGCUCUGUUUACCACACAAAGUCGGUUUACGUUAGGUAACGAUGACUACAUCAGGUUCCUUGGAUCGAAUGGAACUCUGUGAAAGCCUCUUGACAUGGAUCCAGACAUUUGGAGUGGAGGCUCCAUGCAAGACAGUAGAAGACUUGACAAGUGGCAUCGUCAUGGCCCAAGCUCUACAGAAAAUAGAUGUAGUGUAUUUCAAUGACUCUUGGAUUAGUAGAGUCAAGCCAGAGGUUGGAGAUAACUGGAGGUUAAAGAUCAGCAAUCUAAAGAAAGUUCUAAAAGGCAUCCUAGACUAUAACCAGGAGAUCCUAGGCCAGCACAUUAACGACUUCACACUACCAGAUGUUAACCUUAUUGGAGAGCACUCUGAUGCAGCAGAACUUGGGAGGAUGCUUCAACUUAUACUGGGCUGUGCUGUCAACUGUGAACAGAAACAAGAAUACAUCCAGACCAUAAUGAUGAUGGAGGAGUCAGUGCAGCAUGUUGUCAUGACAGCCAUCCAAGAGCUGAUGAGUAAAGAGACUCCGGUGAUGGGAGGAAAUGACUCGUAUGUGGAUCUAGACAGACAGCUGAAGAAGACAGCAGAGGAGCUGAAUGAUGCUUUGUCUACCAAGGAAGAGAUCGCCCAGAGGUGCCGCGAGCUUGACAUGCAGGCCCUCCAUGUCCAAGAGGAGCGUGAUAGACUGAGGUUAGACUUUAAUGAGCUAGAAGAGAGGGUGGCAGCCCUGCAAGAGGAGAAGAGCAGUUUGCUGGCAGAAAACCAGAUCCUGAUGGAGAGACUUAACCAGUCUGACUCCAUAGAGGACAUAAACAGCCCUGCUGGACGCAGACACCUCCAGCUGCAGACACAACUGGAGCAACUGCAGGAAGAAACUUUUAGGUUGGAGGCAUCAAAAGAUGAUUAUCGGAUCCGUUGCGAAGAGCUUGAAAAAGAACUCUUGGACGUGAAGUCGCAGAAUGAAGAGCUUGCGUCGCUGGCUGAUGAAGCCCAGUCUCUCAAGGACGAGAUGGAUGUCCUCCGGCAUUCAUCAGACAAAGUGUCAAAGCUGGAGGGCACAGUGGAGCACUACAAGAAGAAACUAGAGGACAUGGGACUUCUCAGGAGACAGAAUAAGCUUAUGGAGGAGAAGAACACAGUGUUAAUGCAGAGCACCGUCAGUUUGGAAGAAGAGUUACGAAAGGCGAAUGCUACCAAGGGCCAGCUGGAGACAUACAAGAGACAGGUGGUCGAACUUCAGAACAGACUGUCAGAGGAGUCGAAAAAGGCCGACAAGAUGGAGUUUGAGUACAAACGCGUCAAAGAGAAAGUGGACUCUCUACAAAAAGAAAAAGAUCGUAUGCGGACGGAGAGAGACUCUCUGAAGGAAACUAUUGAGGAGCUACACUGUGUCCAAGCCCAGGAGGGACAGCUUACAUCAGGUUUGUUCCCGAUGGUCAGCAACGAUGGCUCUGAUUCACUGGCUGCUGAGAUCACCACCCCAGAGAUUCGAGAACAUUUGAUUCGUCUUCAGCAUGAGAACAAGAUGUUGAAGCUGGCCCAGGAGGGAUCAGACAAUGAGAAGAUUGCACUGUUGCAGAGUCUACUGGAGGAUGCCAACCGAAGAAAGAACGAACUGGAGACAGAGAACAGGUUAAUCAAUCAGCGCCUGAUGGAGGAACAGAGUCAGGUAGAGGAGCUACAGAAAAAUCUUCAAGAACAGGGUUCCAAAGCGGACGAUACUAUAUCUUGCAUUCUGAAGAAGAAAUAUGAGGAGCACAUGGAGAAACUACGAGAGUUGAACAAUGAGUUACUGAAGAAGAAUGCCUUCAUCGAUGAAAUGGAGCCGAAAUACAACAGCAGCUCCCAACGAGUGGAAGAGCUGGAAGAGGCCUUGAAGAAGAAAGAUGAAGACAUGAAACAGAUGGAGGAGAGAUAUAAGAAAUAUCUGGAAAAAGCCAAGAGUGUGAUCCGGACCCUGGACCCCAAACAGAACCAGGGUUCAGGUCCAGAGGUCCAGGCCCUGAAGAACCAGCUGCAAGAGAAGGACAGGAUGUUGCACUCAUUGGAGAAAGAGAUGGACAAGACAAAAAGCCAGAGAGAUUACGAGGAGAAACUGAUUGUGUCAGCCUGGUACAAUAUGGGCAUGUCUCUGCAGAAGAAGGCGGCUGAAGACAGACUUGCCAACACCGGUUCUGGUCAGUCCUUCCUGGCCCGGCAAAGACAAGCCACCAGCACACGCCGCUCCUAUCCGGGCCACGUCCAGCCAGCUACCGCAAGAUCCAUGAGGUAGAGAUGCCAGGCAAGGCUGUCCAAAAUCUAAGACUAAGCAUAUUUUACCCUGACCGCUGUGAUGCCAGGCUCCUACCCUUUUAACACCCCCAGCAUAUUUGAUAGGGCCUGACUAAUCACCCCAAACACCUUCUCUUCCUUCCUCAACCUGUACUCUGUGGCAAACUUUUGUCAGGCAGGUACAUUUGGUCCCCAAGGCAGAGAAGAAUGGCAUCUUCUUGACAAGUUACUGUCAGUUUUUGUUUAGGGGAGCCGCUCUGCCUGUUCAUGCAGUACUUAUGCACAUGUCUACCUGUCAUAGCAAUUGAGGUUCAUCUUGUUUCUUGAGUGGAGUUGACAGAUUUUCUGUCCUGCGUUAUCUGUUUUAACUCUUAUGAUGUAGCUUUCAGCAGGCGACAGCCAUUGUAAUUUACAUGUCUAGUGUAUUUUUUAAGUGGUGAUACGUUGCACUUCUGCCGUGUGAUUAUGUUUUUGAUUUAUGAAUUUAGAUGCAAUAUUGAGCAACAAAUACAUUGAGGCAUAGGAAGAUGUAUAGUCAUCACAUGUAAAUGUUCCAUUUGCUUGCUAAAUGGUCUGAAUGAUCUCUAAUAGGGCGACAUGAUUUGGAGAAGGAAAAAAAAAAUAGGUAACUGUCGGCUGGUAAUAGUGCAGCAUUAAUCGUGAAUGGUAAUUUCCCCUGGGAAUUUUUUUUAAAGUAACUGCUUCAGCUGUUGAAGUUGUUUUAAGAAGCUGCAUUCCCCAUCUAGGGAGAUUGUGGCAAAGAUCAAUGUGCGACAUAACUGUGUAGACUGGUUUUCAUUAUGUUUCUUAAAAGGAGCCAACGUCGAGCAAUGUUUCACAUGGUUUUAGCUUUACCAGCAUUUACCAGGUUGUCUCGGACAACACCGUAUGUGUCAUAGUGUUAGAUUCCACGGUAUUUGGUCAAUAUUAUACUGGCAACACUGCAGGCGUCCCUCCUCACACUACACAGAAAGACAUAGUCACGAGAUAGUUCCUGAGUUUUAGAUCCUGGGACUGUUUGGUUUGUAGAUCGCCCUUUAUGCAAUUAUAACAACAAAGAGAAGGCGUUUAUUCAGUGAACUCAUUGAAGCAGACUUAUUUUCCAUAUCAUUUUAGAAUCCAUUGAUUGCUAUCAUCGUCAAAAGGUUUUUCAAGGUUUGUGAGAAGGUGUUUUGAUAAGCACGAUGCAGAAUUGCCCAUGCCACUUUAAAUAGGAGUCUUGAAUAGGUAUGCUUGUUGCAGCUGUUCCUGUCCUUUCUGCAACCCAUUUGUGGUUCCACUCUGUUUACAUUGUCAUUGUUUUUAAGGCACAUCAUGAAUGAUUUGUUAUUAACAUGACAGACCUUUAGAAGUCUGGGAAUUAACCCUGUUCGUUUGCUGUGUAUAUGUUUUAGAUCAUGCUCAGAAUGUUAAUUCUAACAGGCCCCGCCGUCUGACCGUUAUCUCUCUUUCUCCUCCCUCAACAGCAAUGUCACUGCAUGACUGGCACACCAAUGAACCGGCCAAACCUUGUGUGGCUCGGCCCUGCCUGUCUUUGGCCUGCGCUGGCCCCAGGCUGGGCUAGGCUGAGACACACGAUGCAUGAACUACCUGCCUGCCUACUGUUUUGCAUGACUUUGCAUUGACACGACUUGCGAAUAACCAGCGCAGCAGCAUGAGCACUAACAACCGUUUGCAGUGUCAUGCAUUGUAACCUCCAGACAAGCCUGGGGAGGCCAGCAAUUUAACUCCUUCCCACCUUUCCAGUUCCUUGCUUUUCAUAUUCUCCUGCUCGUUGUUACAUUCUCCAUUUUCAUACUACCCCCCACCCCACUCUUUAUUGACAUGCCACACCGCAUCAAGUCUGUUACAAUUCAGCUGUUACAAACACCAAGGACAGGGGCAGAAUAUCGCAGCAUAGUAUGUCAAUCCAGCAGUUGAUCUCUCAAUAGGCCUUUUCUGCAGUGUGUAACUUGACGUUGGCUGGCUGCUUCAGGAUACCUCAGUGACAUAUUCCCACAUAUCUGUUUUUAUUGACAUGGUUGGAGGAGAGUCUGCAUUAGUGUGAGAGAAAUAUUUGAGAGGUGCAACCUGCAAAUCAGUCUGCCUAACAACAAAAAAAAGUGUGCCAGCCUCUCCUCAACAUGUUGCUAGAUGGCUUCUUAGAAGUGAUUUUACCUCAAGUAUUAGUGAGUACAACAAGGAGCGCUUAUGGGGCAUUACUGUGAUGCCCUGUAAGCUUUGGGACAGUUUGCAGUAGGAUGGCAAAAAUAAGUGUUUUAAAAUGAAUAACAUUGUUACAGAUAUGCUUUUAUACUGAAUACAAGCCCCUAUUAAGCCUACUUUAAAUUUUUCUUUAGAUGGAAUUUAAUACAGUUAAAUACAUUUUACCAUAAAACAUUAAUACUAACUUGAUAGAAUAAAUGCCGGAAUUCUAUUUUUUAUUUUUUUAAAUAAGGAUGUAACUGUACAUCAGCUCACGCAGGCUAAUGUACAGUACUUUUUGUAGGCUCGAAAACACUAACUAUUUUAAAAACGUUGACAGGGAAACCAUUGUAACAAUCUAAAAGGAUCCUGUUAAUCACAGAUGAAACCCUUAUUCAAUACAUGUCAGGAUGUUCAUACUGUAGUAACUGCAUUUCUUUCGUUAACACAACCUAACCGAACAGUUAUGUGAAAAACAUUUUUGCCAUUAACGGAAAAAAGUUAAGACUGCUUACACAUGCAGUAUUAACCAAAUGAGUUAUACAAGACACAUUUUAUAGUAUCCGUCAUAGGGAAACUUAGCUUGGUGUUGCUGUAUACAUAGUCAUACUGUGCAUUGUGUGUCGCUUUUUAAAAUAAAUGUCUUAUUUAAAUUUUAUUUCCAGAGCGUCUUAAAAGUAUGUUGAUAAAAAGAGUGAGAAAGAAAAUAAAUACCUGGACCUAAGGAUAUAUGCAUAUUAAAGGCAUAAUUGCAUAUAUUUUUCAAAUGAGAGAUUGUUUAGUCCUCAAAUGUAGUGCCUUUGUUUAAAAUACGUCAAGAAAACAAGAUUGGCUAGUCUUUUAAAGACUAAAGGCAGCAAGGCAUGCCACAUUUAGAGACCAAUUAUAUUGCGUUAUUUGAGAAAAUAGAGAAAAAAACAAUGCCAGAGAUGAGCUUUAAUCUCAUCUACAUGAUACAUUUCUCGACAGAAAACUUCUAUUCAAAUGAAGUAGACUUAAUGAGGGCUUUUCUUCUUUGUAUUUUAACCUAUUUUACUCAUACAUGUUAUAUUGUGUAACCUUGGAUUAAUUCAUGCCGUGCAUUUUUAUCUUAAUGGCUUAUUUAUUCUUUUGCCGCUUGUACAGCAGUGUUAUUACAUUUUUUUUAAAUAUCAGUAGUAUUAUAAUAUCACCACUUAUACUGUUACAAUGGAUGUGAAGUUUCCAUACAACAUUAAGAUACUGUUAAAUACUUGUCUUAUGCAACAAAAGGAGAUGGUUUGAAAUAGUGUAGUGUCUGUCUCCAUUUAAUAAAAUGACACAGAGGUUAUUACCAGUGUCAUCUGAGACCAGUGUAAAAUAGAGAAAACACUGUAAGGUUCCAUUUACCUCAAGUCUUUUUAGGAAGAGGAGUUUCUUAGAAAACGUGUCCUGUUUGAAACGGAACGUUUUCUCAUUAACAAAAAAAAAGCACAUUUUUACACUUUUAAUUCAUUGUAUUGUGAAUUUACUUUGACCCUACAAAUUAUCAUAUUUUCCAGUGUUUUAGCGAUAGCGACAAAGAUGCCGGCCACGUUCACGGGAAAAGGCAUUAUAUAGCUGUUGGGCGUGCGUAUGUAAUUGCAUUCAAAUAAAGUGUGCUCAGACGUUUGGAUAACUUGAAUAAACAAGGAUUCUACAUUUGGGCAUCAAAUAAAUUAAAUUAGUUUCUAGAAGUGAGCGGGGAAAUCCCAUUUGCAGUAUGAAUUCAUUUGCAGAGUAAAGACGUGAUGCUUUGUCCAGCUCUCUACUUGUUUCUGUCCAAAUCUGUGUUUUGUAAACCACUUGCCAUUAACAUUCAGCUGUAAGUUAUAUUACACACAAGUCUUUUAACCGUCCAUCCCCACGAGUCACUGGUUUGCUAAGAAAUCUGUAUAUAAUGGAACACAUCCGCAUUGUGGUUGACCUGUUUUAUCAGGGAUAAUGGGGAAACAAUUUCUUUUAUUUAAUAUCUCUCUAAGAGAAAACUUAUUAUGUUGUCCCCUUUUAUCCCCCAUCAAGUCAGCCACUGUACAGUAUUUUGUUGCUCAUUUGUGUCUGUGUAUAUACUUAACAUUUCUGGCAAAUAAUGAGUAACCAGGGAAAGUUUAUCACAGUAAUAUAACCAGAGAAACUGGCUGCAGGAGCUAUCUAGUUUCUGCCAUUUUCAGACCUAAUGGCAAUUUCUUCUUAAUAAAGAAGCAAAGGUGACAUUUGAUGUACUGUUCAAGCUCUAACCCCAAAUAUUUCCUUGAUAUUCAUGUUUGAAUGUUGAGUGUUUGCGAACAAAAUAACUGAAUGAAGAUUGUAGUCAUCUUCUCAAAACCUGAUCAUAAUUUGGUGUAUUACUUAUAUGCCUCAGCUAAAGAAAGUACCCAGUGUUCCUUAGUGUUACUUGACUGCUAAAUUGCACUGUCAAAAGUGUAUUAGAGAGAUGACACAAACAACAUGAGGAAUCUUAUCACUACGCGUGCAGUGUUUGCUGUAUUUUUUUACUCAUUGGAAAACUUUUCUUUACAUAUUGAAGUAGCAAAUAACCUUCCAUUUGCCAAGUUUUAUAUUGCUUGUAUACAAACACACUAUGUACAUACUAAUUAUGACCGUGGUAGAGGAGGUGUCUGGCCAUUUGAGAAUGAGAAAAUAAGACCCAUGUCAUCAUAGCAUCUGUCCGAUGAGGACCUAUUGAUGAAAAUGUGCUUCCUACACUGCAAAACUUGGAAAUUACAUUUUAAAUAAAGCUUGUAUAAAACAG